Cetraspora pellucida is the source of this 189-nucleotide messenger RNA. The record is from the annotation of a GenBank genome assembly. Lineage: Eukaryota; Fungi; Glomeromycota; Glomeromycetes; Diversisporales; Gigasporaceae.
AUGGCACUUAUUAUACCUGAAACUACUGAAGAGAUUAAUUCUUUUUUAAAUACUUUCGAAAAAGAUAUUGCUAAAGUUUCAUUGCCUUGUGAAACUGCUAUUAAUACUGCAUACAAUCAGGGCUGGAACGAAAUAAUUCGAAGCAGCAAUAAUGAAUUUAAGUAUAAAAUUCAAGAUAGUUCUUUGAAA